Chrysochloris asiatica (Cape golden mole) is the source of this 4475-nucleotide messenger RNA. RefSeq names its product nuclear receptor interacting protein 1 (gene NRIP1). Bases 456 to 3932 code for a protein of 1158 amino acids. Gene Ontology annotation, cellular component: nucleus. NCBI's taxonomy places the organism in Eukaryota, Metazoa, Chordata, Mammalia, Afrosoricida, Chrysochloridae. The record is from RefSeq and is a predicted model, not a curated record. Gene Ontology annotation, molecular function: signaling receptor binding; transcription coregulator activity. The transcript has 2 exons. Gene Ontology annotation, biological process: regulation of transcription by RNA polymerase II.
GAUACCCACUAGACUGAAGGACUACCAGGGAAUUUGAAGAUUCUAGAUGACAUCAGAGCUACUUUUCAACAGCCUUCUCAGUUUCCUUUCUCAGAAAGCAGAGGCCUUGGAAACAGACGAGCACUGGUAUUUGCAUUUAAUGGAGAACAAAAGAUGAAGAAGAAGAACCAAUAUAUUCAUUAAGAUUACAUCUUGUUGCUACGAAUCCUUGUGUUAAGGAAUUCUGUUGCCUCUCCUUGAUAAGAAGUUGAUCACCUCUUCAGUCAGACUGCAUUGGAGUUUACAGUAGUAUUGCCAGAAGAAAUCCUUGUUGGAAUGUAACAGUAAUUUCUAUCUGAUUACUAUGGAAGGUGAUGAACUGACACUCACUCAUUAAAGUUACUUCUCACUUAUCCACUGACAACCAUUCUUAAAAGUGAAUAGAAACCGAGCCCUUGUGAAUACUUCUAUUGAACAUGACUCAUGGAGAAGAGCUUGGCUCUGAUGUGCACCAGGAUUCUAUUGUUUUAACUUACCUAGAAGGAUUACUAAUGCAUCAGGCAGCUGGGGCUUCAGGUACUGUGGUCGACAGAAAGUCUGCUGAGCAUGAUGAGGAAGAUCAGAACUUUAACAUUUCUGGCAGUGUGUUUCCUAAGUGUCAGAGUAAUGGUCCAGUUCUCAAUAAACAUACAUAUCAGGGAUCCAGCAUGCUGCAUCUCAAAAAAGCCAGACUGUUGCAAUCUUCUGAGGACUGGAAUGCAGCGAAGCGGAAGAGGCUGUCUGAUUCCAUCGUAAAUUUAAAUGUAAAGAAGGAAGCUCUGCUAGCUGGCAUGGUUGAUAAUGUGCCUAAAGGCAAACAGGAUAGCACACUACUGGCCUCUUUACUUCAGUCAUUCAGCUCUAGGCUGCAGACAGUUGCUCUGUCACAACAAAUUAGGCAGAGCCUUAAGGAGCAAGGGUAUGCUCUCAAUAAUGAUUCUUUAAAAGUGGAGAAAGAUUUAAGGUGCUACGGUGUUGCAUCAAGUCACUUAAAAACUUUGUUGAAGAAAAGUAAAGCUAAAGAUCAAAAGCCUGAUACCCAACUCCCUGAUGUGACUAAAAACCUCGUCAGAGAUAGGUUUGUAGAGUCACCUCAUCAUGUUGGACAGAGUGGAACAAAAGUUUUGAGUGAACCCUUGUCAUGUGCUGCAAGAUUACAGGCUGUUGCAAGCAUGGUGGAAAAAAGAGCUAGUCCUGCCACCUCACCUAAACCUAGUGUUGCUUGCAGCCAAUUAGCAUUACUCCUAUCAAGUGAAGCCCAUUUGCAGCAGUAUUCUCGGGAACAUGCUUUAAAAACACAAAAUGCAAAUCAAGCAGCAAGUGAAAGACUUGCAGCUAUGGCCAGAUUACAGGAAAAUGGCCAGAAGGAUGUUGGCAGUUUUCAACUCUCCAAAGGAAUGUCAAGCCAUCAUAAUGGUCAAACAAGAACAUCAUUAAGCAAACCAACUGCUAGCAAAAGUAAUUCUGUGGCAUUUCAAAGUCCAACGGGUAUUGUCCCUUCUUCUCCCAAAAAUUCAAGCUAUAAGAACUCAAUGGAGAGAAACAAUGUAAAACAAUGUUCUAGUAAUAGUUUGCUUUUGCAUCUUCUUAAGAGCCAGACUAUACCUAAGCCAAUGAAUGGACACAAUCAUAGUGAGAGAGGCAGCAUUUUUGAGGACAGUAGUACACCUACCACUAUUGAUGAAUAUUCUGAUAACAAUCCUAGUUUUACAGAUGAUAGCAGUGGUGAUGAAAGUUCUUAUUCCAACUGUGUUCCCAUAGACCUGUCUUGCAAACACCGAAUUGAAAAGUCAGAAUCUGACCAACCUGUUUCUCUGGAUAACUUAACUGAAUCCCUGCUAAACACUUGGAAUCCAAAAGUCCCAGAUGUAGAUAUCAAAGAAGAUCAAGAUACCUCAAAGAGUUCUAAGCUGAAUUCACAUCAGAAAGUAACACUUCUUCAGUUGCUACUUGGCCAUAAGAAUGAAGAAAAUGUGGAAAAAAUCACCAGCACUCAGGGAGUACACAGUGAUGUGACCAAGUUCAAUUCACAAAGUUGUACAAGGACUUCUGUGAUAGAAAGUCCUGGUACCAGUAGGACUACUCCAGUUAGCACUCCACCAUUAUUUACAUCAACCAAAGCAGAAUCCCCCAUCAAUCUUUCUCAGCACUCUCCAGUCAUCAAGUGGAAUUCUCCACCAUAUGCCUGCAAUACUCAGUCUGAAAAACUAAUGACUACUGCCUCUAACCACUUGAUAGACCUUACAAAAAACAAAGAAUCAGAAGUAGAGAUACCAUCCCAGAAUGAAGGUGCACAAAACUCUGCAACUUUUAGUGCCAGUAAGCUGUUACAAAAUUUAGCGCAGUGUGGGAUGCAGUCUUCCAUGGCGGUGGAAGAACAGAGACCCAGUAAACAGUUAUUAACUGUAAAAACAGAUAAGUCUAUAGGUGUGAUUGAUAGAUUAAAUAGUCCUCUGCUUACAAAUAAAGCGCAUGCAAUAGAAGAAAAUAAAGCAUUCAGUAGUCGGCCAGUAGCUCCUGAGCCAGGAUUCUGUGGUUCUGAAAUAGAAAAUUUGCUUGAAAGACGUACUGUCCUUCAGUUGCUCCUGGGGAACCCCAACAAAGGUAAGAGUGACAAGAAAGAGAAGGUUCCUUUAAGAGAUGAAAGUACUCAGGAACAUACAGAUAAAGCUUUAAGUGAGCAAAUAUUGAUGGUGAAAAUAAAAUCUGAGCCUUGUGAUGACUUGCGUGGUCAUAAUACAAAUGUACACUUGAGCCAUGAUGUGAAAGGUGGCCCAUUCUUAGGCAUGGCUCAGACCACGCAAAAAAGUGCAGCUGCCUUACCGACCUCUGAGGACUUUAAAUCAGAGCCUAUUUCACCUCAGGAUUUUUCUUUCUCAAAGAAUGGUCUACUAAGUCGAUUACUGAGACAAAAUCAGGAGAGUUACCUGGCAGAUGAUCUGGACAAGAGUCACCGAAACAAUGAACUGACCCUUGUAGAGUCAAAGACUCUCUGUAUGGUCCCUAAGAAAAGGAAGCUUCAUACUGAGCCUUUAGAAAAUCGAUUUAAAAAGAUGAAAACUAACAUUGUUGAUGCUGCAAACAGUCUUAAUGCUCCAGAGGUACUGUAUGGGCCCUUACUUACCCAGCAAGAGCUGAAAUUCAGCAGAAAUGAUCUUGAAUUUAAAUAUCCUGCAGGUCAUAGCUCAGCCAAUGAAAGUGAACAUCAGAGUUGGACCAGAGAGAGCAAAAGCUUCAAUGUUCUGAAGCAACUGCUUCUCUCAGAAAACUGUGUGAGAGAUUUGUCUCAACACAGAAGUAACUCUGUCAUUGACAAUAAAAAGAAAGGACAUAAAAAUAAUGUGACAAGUAACAAACCUGAAUUCAGCAUUUCUUCUUUAGAUGGACUGAUGUACAAUUCCACUCAGCCAACCAGCUGCAUAGAUAACAGAACAUUUUCAUAUCCAGGAGUUGUAAAAACUUCCUUGAGUCCGCCUUUCCCUGAGCAUUUAGGCUGUGCUGGGUCGAGACCAGAAUCUGGGCUUUCGAAUGGUUGUUCUGUGCCCAGUGAGAAUGGACCCAUUAAGUGGGUUAUCACAGAUGUGGAUAAGAAUGAAUAUGAAAAAGACUCCCCAAGACUGACCAAAACUAACCCAAUACUGUAUUACAUGCUCCAGAAAGGAGGCAAUUCUGUUACCAGUCGAGAAACACAGGACAAGGACAUUUGGAGGGGGCCUUCAUGUGCCGAAAGUGUCUCACAAGUUACAGUCAAAGAAGAGUUACUUCCCACUGUAGAAACUAAAGCUUCUUUCUUUAAUUUAAGAAGCCCUUACAAUAGCCAUAUGGGAAAUAAUGUUUCUCGCCCUCACAGCGCAAAUGGAGAAGUUUAUGGACUUCUGGGAAACGUGCUAACAAUAAAAAAGGAAUCGGAAUAAAAAGUACCUGCUACCCAGCUUUGGAUCUUUAAAAAAAUAAUUAGUAUGAACUUGAGAUCUGUAUAAAUAAGCAUGAUUUGAGGAAAAGCAUGGUGUAAUUGAUUUUUUUUUUUUUUUUUUUUUUUGAGACGUAUUGGUUACUGGUGAUGUUUAAAUAUGCAUACUACGUUUUGCUUUACAUUAGAUGUCAUGAGGAAACUACUGAACUAGCAAUUGGUUGUUUAACACUUCUGUAUGCAUCAGACAACAACUGUGAGUAGCCUAUGAAUGAAAUUAUUUUGUAAUCAUAAAUAAUAGGCGUAAAUUAAAAUGUAAAUCUCCAUAGUGGAUCACUGCAUUUUGCUGCCUUUCAUACCAUCACUUUAUUAGCGUACUUUUUUUGCUUUUUUGAGACUCAGUUCAUGUAACACAUUUUUUAAGUUCAAACAAUUAAGUAAUUAUAAGUGAUUAUUAUUAAAUAAAAGGCUUACUGCCAAGUCACUUUCAUCAUUCAGUUCAGUACUAAAUCAGGAAAAAAAAAAACAUUUUUCACUUUUGCUAAAA